This is a messenger RNA of Rodentolepis nana, 630 nucleotides long. The record is from the annotation of a GenBank genome assembly. Lineage: Eukaryota; Metazoa; Platyhelminthes; Cestoda; Cyclophyllidea; Hymenolepididae.
AUGGAUGUCCGAAAUACUAAUCCAGGGCUUGGAUUUAACGGUGUAGCAAUGGAGAACUUUCACGAUAAACUUAUCGGUAUGUCAAAGGAAGAAUUAGAACGUCUUUUCAACGACCAGGAGAUGAUUCGCAAAAUGGUUCUUGAGAGUAACUCCCUAAAAGCUUUGAAGUCUACUAAGAAACGGCUUUUGAAAAGUAACCAACAAAAAGCUGCCAAGAAUUUAGAAAGCGAGCCUAAAAUGGAAAGUGUUAGAGAAAAUUUAAUUUCAGCUCAUCAAGAAUUCAACGAAGCUCUCAAGGAAUACUCAUCUUAUAAGAGCAAAUUAGAUGAAAUUCGUGGUUCAUUUUCGACGCAAACAAUGCUUGCUCUAAUGAAAGUUGCCAAUGCUGAAGAAGAUGAACUAUCUGAGCAAUUGCAGAAAGAUCUUGUGGACAAGAAGAUAGAAUUGGACGAGUUCCUUACUCGAAUGUACGAGCUUCGUAAAUCCUACAAUAUGCGCCGUAUUAGAAUUGAUAAACUUAGUGAAUUAGAGAAUUCUGCCCAUGGUUAUCAUAGUCCACCUCGACCGUCCUAUCCUUCACCGUUUGCCUCAUUACCCCACAGUCGUUCUGGCCCCUAUCCUAAACUGUAA